CGUAAAUGUCAAUCGAUGUUUCCAAACCAUUUUCUCGCGAAGUAACAAAUAUAACAGGUCGUUUGGAAGAAAAAGUACAACUAGCACCAUGACUCCGGAAUUAUCGAAUUUUGAAACCGACUCUCCGGCCCGUCAGCAGUACUCAGCGCACAAUCCAAUAGAGCAAUACGUUUUGCUCGCUAAAGGAGCCAAAGGUGCGGCCUGUACGGAAUUGAUCAAACAGGUACUGGAAGCACCGGGAGUUCACGUUUUUGGAGAACUGUUGGCCAUGCCCAACAUUAAAGAGCUACAAAAUGGUCCACACGCUAACUACUACAACACACUGAAUCUGUUUGCCUAUGGAACAUAUCGUCAGUAUCUAGAGAAUCAGACGAAACUUAUACAGCUUUCCCCGGCAAUGCAAAAGAAGCUGCAACACCUGACGGUGGUAUCUUUGGCGAUUAAAAGCAAAUGCAUUCCCUACAACGAGCUGCUUGAUGAGCUGGACAUUAAAAAUGUACGUGUGCUGGAGGAUCUAAUCAUCGAAGCAAUUUACGCCGAUGUGAUUCAUGGCAAGCUGGACCAGAAAAAUAAGCAGCUGGAAGUAGAUUACGCCAUUGGACGAGACAUCCGCAAGGGUGAUGUGAAGGAAAUUGCCUCCACCCUGCAAGAAUGGAGUGAUUCGUGCGAAACCAUUCUGCUCUGUCUUGAGACCCAAAUUAAUCGAGCCAACACUGAAAAGCAGAAACGUAUAAAGCACAAGGAAUCGAUCGAUCAAGAGAUUGCCAAUCUGAAAAAAGCGAUAAAAACUCAAGCAGUAGAGUCCGACGAAGCAAUGGCUACAGACACAUGCCGGGAUAUCGUUGGUGGGCUAGAUCUGCGUAAAAAACCAGCCAAAUCGAAGAGCCUUAAAGGUUCCGGUAAGUCGUGGUUUAAAAAUUUUACCUAAGUCAACUUAAAGGGCUAUUUUUAUGGUCAGUUAUAGAUGAUUUCUUGUUGCUUUACAAUGGUCUUACGGCCUGCUACCGAAAGCAUCCAUUUCAUUCCGUUGAGUGUCAAUGACGCUCUCUGUUCUUUCAUUGUUUCUUUCAACAUCGUUUUAUUAUUUUGUUUUGAUUUUGUUUUUCAUACAAUUCACUUAUUUUCUCAUUCGAAAGGUCCAGGAAAGUCAGUAUCGAAAUGAUUGGCUUAACUCCCUCCCAAGAAGACACACGCGCCUCAGCCUGCUAACCAAAGGGCAGCUUUUGGGAUAUUAAAUCAUGAGUGUCUUUUUACUUUACUUAUUCACAUUAUUUAUUCGACGUUUCGAGGAAAGACGGUACACGUGGUGCCGUUUCUUUAUUUUUCUCAUUACUAACCUAUGUAAUGAAAUGCGCGAAUAAAAAAUAUAUAUAUCAGCGAUUCAAAA
Messenger RNA from Anopheles gambiae (African malaria mosquito), 1387 nucleotides. It is a transcript of the gene CSN7, whose product is annotated as COP9 signalosome complex subunit 7. Bases 89 to 928 code for a protein of 279 amino acids. Gene Ontology annotation, biological process: COP9 signalosome assembly. The record is from RefSeq and is a predicted model, not a curated record. NCBI's taxonomy places the organism in Eukaryota, Metazoa, Arthropoda, Insecta, Diptera, Culicidae. The transcript has 3 exons. Gene Ontology annotation, cellular component: COP9 signalosome.